CACAAUGCCGAUUUCUUUUACAAUAUUGGCAAAGGUUGCCUGCUAUUGUGAUUAUAGAGCAACGUUCAUUGAUGGGUCGAAAAUGUAUUUAUUUGUUAAAUAACUUUGGUAUAGUUCAGAUCAUAUACCAUAUAUGAUGCCAAAAAAUUUAUGAAAUAUUACUAACCUUUUAUCUGCGCAAUACGAUGUGGUAUAAUAAAUAGAAUUGUCAUUGCAAAUAAGUAAUCAACCUGCAAUGCAAAAUAGUGGUAUUUGUGAUAUAAGCAGUUUUCAAGAACGGCUCAUACGAUGGGCGAAACUACGCGUAGCUAUGGUAUAGUGUUGGGAGCUUUGGCAUCUUGGUCUGCGGCUAUACUAUUCAAUUGGGAUCCGUUACUAUUUUAUUUAGUACAUGUACUGACAUGGUUUUUAUCCGACUGGAUACUACAUUUUAUUGUACAGAAUGGGUCAUUAUCAUUCCAUAACUUUGAAUUUGUUGUUGGUUGGCUUUUGAGGGAAAUAAGUGGACCUUACCUGUUCCUGCAUUCGUUUUGGAAUCCAGCAAUAAGGUGGCGUAGGCCUGCAGUAAGGUGGAAUUGCGUAUAAGUUGCCGUCAGUCAUUAUAAAUUUGAGUACAAAACGUCUACUAUUAUCAUAGCAUAAGAUAACAAAACUAUGUUAUCUACAUUUUAGUUCAAAGCUAGUGUUUCUGUUUUUGGUUUUCUAGGAAUGUUAAAUAAUUUUAA
Molecule: messenger RNA, 725 nt
Organism: Bactrocera tryoni
Lineage: Eukaryota; Metazoa; Arthropoda; Insecta; Diptera; Tephritidae
Product: ceramide glucosyltransferase-B-like
Exons: 2
Coding region: 289-585 (98 amino acids)
Biological process (GO): glucosylceramide biosynthetic process
Cellular component (GO): membrane
Molecular function (GO): ceramide glucosyltransferase activity
Source: RefSeq, a predicted model, not a curated record